Molecule: messenger RNA, 1570 nt
Organism: Drosophila virilis
Lineage: Eukaryota; Metazoa; Arthropoda; Insecta; Diptera; Drosophilidae
Gene: Elba3
Product: Early boundary activity 3
Source: RefSeq, a predicted model, not a curated record
CAACAGAAAGAACUAUUCCAAAUUACAGUCAUGAGCAACAUUAGCAACGAUAGUGGCUUGGACGACUCGGCGAAUUGUGGCGCGGCAGGCAAUACGGGCGCGGCGGCAGCAACGCGUCUUUCCUGGUUCCUGGCCGAGGUGGACGACGGCUCGAUGAAGAACGGCAAGCCGAAUGGUAAGAAGCGUUUCUGCAUUCUGCACAGCAUGGAGCUGCUGGAAACGGACGUAUCUGACAAGUACAUGACGCGCUUUGUUGAGUUCCGCGUCAACGGCAUCAAGCUGGAGGCGAAACUCAUACUGGCCGCCGAUGAACGCAAGCUGGUAGACGCCGCGCUACUAUCCAUGAGCAAGCAGCAGCGCGAUGAGGAGGACGAUGUCCGACAGCUGCUGGUGCAGUACAACGAAGAGGAUGCGGCGGGCAAGCGUUUGGUGCAGAAAAUGAUCUCGCCCCACCGCGUUGUCUGGCUGAGCACAAAGCCCGAAUUAGGAGGUACGCCGCUUGUCAAACUGAGUCCGGGCUGUAUAGCUCAUGUGCUGUACGCCUACGAGCAGCGAGAUUAUAUGGAGAAGGUGCUGCUGCACCUUAAGGCGCGCUGCUUUGAUCACGCUUUCGACGAACAUUUAGAUGCUGCCCAGGAGCCCAUGGACGAGCACACCUGGCUGCUGGUGCAGUACAGCCCAGAGCCAGAAACGGUCGUCUAUCAGGUCAUAUCCUACAGCCAGACGGUGUGGCGCCAGGAGAAUCUUUUCAAGGACGUCAUCGCCUACAUCCAGCUGCCUGGCAGUGAAGUGGUGCUGCAAGCGGUCGUCAUAAGCUACGGCCAGGAUCAGAAGCAACUGGAGGCCAAGUACGAGCAGCUGCGUCGCUAUGCGUUGGAUCUGGAGUUUCCGCUGCCCGCUGAGUUGGAUCACCAACUGCAGCAGGGUAGCAGCACUGCUGCUCUUUUUGCACGCGCCAGCAGCACACUCUUUCAACGUGCGGAGCAGCGGGAUACUAGCGGGGAGCACAAACAGUUGCGACGCAGCCUCGAACAUAUGAGCGAGAAGGCACAAAGCGAGGCAGAGAUGAUUAUCGACGCCUUCGAUAUGGUCGACAACAUCAACAGAAAUUUACAGGCGAAAAUCGAGAUCGCAUCCAAUUCAGGGGAUGACAUGCAUUAGUUGCUUGGACUUCCACGCUUCCUUAGUUAAGAUUGCACUGAACCAAGUUCUACAAGUUCCAUUAUAUUCUUAUAGUAGUAGAUUUUUGUUAUAAGUUUUCUCAAAAUCCUUAAAAUAUAUGACAGUAGUGUCAAUAUAUAAUACUGAUGUCGUAACUGCCUCAACGGCUAACUGAGUCCAUGACUGUUUGCUGACCAACUUACAGCCCAAACCGUAAGAGCUAGGAAGCUGCAAUUUUCAAAGAGAACAUAAAAUAACAGAUAGACAGAACAGACAGGAUGGCAGUAAGCCAAUGAGCAACUUUACCAAAUAAUCGAAAACUUGACCAUAUCGAUAGUUUAGCUUGGCCAGUGCCAGUAUUAAGACAUAAUAAAAUAUUAUGAAAUUAAAUAGCUUAAAUAGCAUAAAA